GUCAACACUUUGUCUCUUAUGGAGACAGAAUUGGCCAAUUCCACCUUUGCCGAGUAUCCGAGUCAUAUUUGUCAAGCCUCGUAGGAUAGAGGAUGUGUUUGCAGAACAACCGAUAUUGUUUCUACUCUACACUCUUAGACCUCGUGGCCGACCGUGUGGAUUUCUUCUGGCCUAAUUAAUCCGUUCUGCCCUACCGACAGGGGUACUGUCAGUUAUCGUGGCCUGAACAGUAAUCAUCACUCUCCUUCGAACGACUUGCCAAAGUCUAUACCUCGUGCGAGGUAAAGGAUAGCCUCGGGUUCUCUACUAGACGGCCUCGAUUCGCCCCGCGCCUUACUUCAUAAUGUCUAUACCGACCAUGCCAAACGAUGUCAUACUCCUAAUUGGGCAGCAAUCACAAUCCCAAGCAGACCUGCACGCGCUGGUACGCACUAGUCGCUGCUUCUAUCUCCUGUUGAAGCACCUCUUAUAUCAACAUAAUCUCAACUAUCACGAUGGAGACGGUAUCCUUCAAGCAGCCAAGCUCGGGUCAAUACCUGCGGUAGCUCAAUUCAUCAAAGAGGGAUAUCCGGUGAAAGAUCGACCCUCCCAUGAGGGGGAACACCCGCAAGUAUCUGGAUUUACAAUUCCCAGCCCUUGCACAUGUUAUAUGGAGCAUCCUAUCCUUUAUGCUGCCGAAUAUGGUCAUACGGAGCUUGUCCGGUAUCUUCUCGUCUCAUGCCCAGGACCAGAAGAAUUUAAGAACAACCUAGGUGAAACACCUAUACAUCUAGCAGCGAGAAGCGGAUCUCUCUCGGUCAUCAAGGCUCUGCUCAAUGAGGGCGGGGCGAAGGUCUCUAUGCUUGACACCAAUUUCACCCUAGCCCCAAUUAAAGAGGCUGCAGUCAAUGGACACACGCACGUGGUCGAAUAUCUACUAUUAGAUACUCUGAAUAAGCACGACUAUGCUUCAUCUUUGCUUCCAUUUGCCGCUGCAUCUGGAAACAUAGCACUUGUAUCAAUGCUCCUUGAUCUGGGAGCACAGAUCAAUCAUAAAUACGUGGAACGACAGGCGCCUAGAAAAGCUCUUAAUUCACGAGGACGAGGUUAUGAAUCAACUGCGUUAUCGGUGGCAGUAAGUUAUGGCGAUGUAACCAUGGUGAAACAUUUACUUAGCCAUGGCGCUGAUGUGAACCUUCAAACGGGAUUUCGUACUCCGGGGAGAACUCCUUUGUACAUGGCACUUGAGAAGAACGACAACGAAGUCGGGAAGGUACUUCUGGCUCACGGCGCCGACACCGACGAUGAACAUGUCCGUGAAGCCAUCUACCAACGCAACAAGAUAGCGCUGAAAAUGCUCCUCGCCAAGCAUAAGAUGUACGAAUGCCCAAUCAACCUCUUGGACGUGGCAGCAGCGACCGAAGAUACAGAAAUAUUCCAAAUCCUCUUAGAUGCAGGAUUCAACGAGGAAGCGGCCCUUUUAGAAGCCAUCAACCGCGGCCAGGAAGAAAUCGUCACCCUCCUUCUAGCCCACGGAACGGACCACGACUUGCCAAGUCUUUGUAAAAGUGCAGUCGGAGUAGUCAUUGCUAAUCGUGAUGUUGGCCUUAUGAGGGUAUUACUGCGCUACGGGGCUCAUGCUUACCCUGAGGACUUGGAAGCCGCUAGACUCUUUGCCCCCGAGCAUAUUUUGAAGCUAGCAGAGAAGUUUCCCCUUCAUUCUCGUCGCAAGCGAGAUAUGUAUCCCGGGCCGUUUGUUGCGUACAAUGCCUCGCAAGAGGGGUGGCUGUUGGUGGAUCAGGACUGGGGUUCAACGAGGAGGAGGCUUUGGUAGGGACAGUUACAGUAGUAUGUUUAGCAGGGAUUUAUUACCUGGAAAGCGACGAAAAUUAUUUACUGAUACUGUUGUUGACAAUUUUACUAAAUUAAGAUACGA
Messenger RNA from Penicillium brasilianum, 1915 nucleotides. Lineage: Eukaryota; Fungi; Ascomycota; Eurotiomycetes; Eurotiales; Aspergillaceae. The record is from the annotation of a GenBank genome assembly.